Molecule: messenger RNA, 2907 nt
Organism: Leishmania braziliensis MHOM/BR/75/M2904
Lineage: Eukaryota; Euglenozoa; Kinetoplastea; Trypanosomatida; Trypanosomatidae
Exons: 1
Coding region: 1-2907 (968 amino acids)
Source: RefSeq, a predicted model, not a curated record
AUGAAGGCUGUGGCUCUCGCUGCAUCCGCAUCCUCGCCCAAAGAGUCUCGGCACCGUAUAGUAGAGGCAGGGUUGACCCUGUGCACUCUUCUGCGCCCGUGGUUGCCUCUCUCAACUUCCACGCGGGAGACGUGCGCAAUGGAGGCGACGCUGUGCCUCGUUACACUCGCACUACAGCAGCGUGCGCGCCUGAGCGAGAAGGGCGGCGCUCGAACUGCCGUGAGACCGUCCUCGGUGCCUCUCCACGAUCUCGUUCACGCUGUGCUCGUCGACGUUCUACAUCAUCAGCAGUCUGUGCGACUGUCGGGACGGGGUAUCGCGCUCCUCGGCAUCAUCUACAACCAGUUGAGCCUCUUGGAGGGGGCGAAGGGCGGAGUGCACCGCCUAGUGCGUGACCGCCGCAACUCUCACACGGUGCCGCGCGUGGAUUCGAGCCUGUUGCUGUGGCGAAUUCUCAGUGUGUUGAGCACGUUGUCUGAGAAAGAUGCGGCAGAGGUGCGUGAUGCAUGGAUGGCAGAGUGCGAGGCCGGUGUGAGUGCUGGCGAAUCGAGCAUGGCCGAGCAUGAACCUGCACAAGUGCUUGACAUGGAUGUUCCUACAUCUUUUGCGAAGAAGGGCAGGCUGCGCACAGAGAAUGGCAAUCCAAGCACCGCUAUGCGCAACGGCGCUCACGUGAUCGAGAUGCUCUACCGUGGAGCGUUGCAGGUUCUUGGCGAAGGCGGCAGCGGUCAUGGGGCCACGGAGGAGAGCGGGCGUUGGAAGUCGCCCCUGCUACUUGCAGCAACCCGGCUGCGGGCAUGGUUGGCCAGUGAAGAGGUGCCGGCUGGAUGUCGAGGUUCGAUAACUGCGCACAGAAGCGACUCAGCAGCAGCAGGGGCGACGCUGCAUGCAUCUAUGGCUUCCACGCCAGUCGUUCCGCAGCUCUGUGUCUUGGAGGAAGCCCUGUGUAGCAUGCUGGUCGGGGUAGGCGAAAGGCCCAGUGCUGCGCGCAGCAGCCGUGGAGAAGACGGCGGCUCUACUAGUGGAGGGAAACAAGGCACUCUGGCAAUACGCCGCGACUGGCUUGCGUGUCUUCGCGUGUAUAGCCUCUACACAACUCUGAAGCGCACGUGCUCAGCACCUCUGUGGAAAGGGCCGCAGCGUUGCCUGCAGAAACACGUGCAAAACGGCGACGGUGGCAGCCCUCGUCACGACAACGGUCGAAGUUGUCGUGACUGUAGCAGCGCCAACGUUGGCGAUGUCGCAGCGCUUGUUCUGGAACUCACGACAGUGGCAGCGCUCUCGGCGGCAGAGGUGGCGCCGCACUUGCGGCGCUCCGGCGCCGUCUCAGACGCGCGUCAACUCGCUCUUCUCUCAAGUUUUGUGCGCUGCUGCGACUCUCUCGGCAUGCCGCUGCCCAGCCUUCCACCUCCACCAGGACUCCAGCAGUGGGGGCGGGAGCGCGCAUCGGCAGCACCAGUGAUGACGCAAGGUGCCGCACCUGGCGGCACUGUGCUUGGAUGUGUUGAUGUCGAUGCGCACGAGGCAGUGCGCCAUCUCGCAGCGCGACUUCUUUCUGGAGCGGAUGUACCGCCUUCAGCGCCGUCUACCGAAACGCUCUUCCACGACUGGCGUGCCGUGCUGACCCCACUGCAGGCGCUGCGACGCGUAACUUCAGCCUUUGCGGCCCCAGAAACAAGUGGGCACAAAGCUGGUGGUGGUGGUGCGACAGCGCACGGAAGCGUGUGGCUCUUCAGCACCUCCUCUGCAGGGCUGCAGUGGGCACGCAAGUGCCGAGGCAAUUUGUCAUCGACCACGUCGGCGACGUGCCUCGAGGCACCAAGUAGCGAUGCUGACAACGGUGACUGCGAGGCUACGCAGCGCAAUGGUCAUCAGCUGCCGCAGAGUCAAAGCUGCCAUUGCCACUACGAUCGACUUCUCCAGGGUAUUUUCUACGCCACACUGCGUCUCCUUUGGCGCACAGAGCACCUCUCCAAGCUCCCCCCGCAGGUUCUGCUAAAGGAGUUGCUACACCCCCUAGCAGAGCUGGAGCGCGCCGCAGCGGCGACGUUGACGAGCCUCUGCACCGAAACGGAGAUGGCACAGCGCGCAGCACAGUCGACUGGGCACGACAACGAUGACAUGUCCGCUGAAGUACUCCGGAAGAUAUUCAAUCGACUCGCCGUACUCACUCACGUGGCUCAUCGGCUUCCAACACACCCGAUGCUGAGAGCGUCAGCGGCCGACGCUGGGGCACGUGGUGGCGGCGGCGGCACAGGGGCUGGCUGGACCACGGCGUUGAUCGUCUUCAAACUGCUCACGCAGAUAGAGGAGGCGCUCUACACGCAAUGUGGAAGGCCUCAAGGGGACAGCAGAGGUGCUGAGUCCACGGCACGUACCAACGCAGCUUUUGCUUCACCCUCGCAGGUGUUCGCAGCCCGAUACGCCGACGUGCUCGCGCAGCGCGGGACGGGCGUCUCCGACUAUCUUUCCUUUCUACUCAUCGUCUCGUGCCACUUUCACCAGCUGCCCCCAGCGCACGAGGACGCCGCUCCUAAAGAGUCAGAGUUUGACGAGGAACGCAAGCGGCUACUGCGACACGCGCAGCUGCGUCACGCCGUUGCGCUUGCCGCUCCGCCAUCUGCUGUCGGUGCGGUGAUGGAGCUCUUUCAACCAACGCCCAUGGCACAACGCCUUAGUGCCACGGCGGCUGACCCGCGUCUAUCCAUCUCUAUCGCUGCAGGAUUGACUACUACGUUGAGCAGCAACAUAAACAAGCAGCUGCCGGACGCAUCCAGUGUGGAAAGCCCCAGCGGUGAAGUGGGCGGUCUUCUACAGGUCCUAACACCCGACGAGGCGGCCCUCUUGCAGCGCCUGCAUCACCUCUUGCAGGCGACACUGCCACUGAGGUGCCGAGGCAUCAAGUGA